Tetrahymena thermophila SB210 is the source of this 1965-nucleotide messenger RNA. Its product is annotated as N2,N2-dimethylguanosine tRNA methyltransferase. Gene Ontology annotation, cellular component: nucleus. The transcript has 8 exons. Gene Ontology annotation, molecular function: RNA binding. NCBI's taxonomy places the organism in Eukaryota, Ciliophora, Oligohymenophorea, Hymenostomatida, Tetrahymenidae. The record is from RefSeq and is a predicted model, not a curated record. Gene Ontology annotation, biological process: tRNA N2-guanine methylation.
AUGCUAAUUAAAAAGUUAGGAAGGGCGAUAUUCGAUUUUAAAUGUUAUGGGCUGACAUUAAUAAAUUAUAAAAAGGGAACUAAGAGUUUCAUGAGUUUAGAAAAUAAUUACAGAGAUAUUUAAUUUGAUGAUAUAGUUAAUAAUUUAGGAGAAAGCCACAAGGAGUUGGCAUAAAAAUUCAAGGAAGCAGCGAAAUUUUCUAAUUUAACUGAGCUAAAUGAUGGACAAAUAAAGAUUAUACUUGAAAACUAUAAAAAAGAGACAGGAGAAGUAGCAAUUGAUUCUAAAACAGUAAAUAAGAAAGAAAAUCACUUUAAAAUGUUCUACAAUCUUGUAUAACUUGUAGAAAGAGAUAUCACUCUUCUUGUGGCUAAUUAAUAUUUUAAAGAUUUAGAAAUCACGAAUGGAUAGAGUUUUAAAGGAGCCAGAAUUUUGUAAGGUAAAGCAAGCUCAGGAGUAAAGGCAUUGAGAUACGCAAAGGAAAUAGAUCCAUCGUAUAUCCAAGAUAUAACAGUAAUUGAAAAAGAUAUUAACUUCCCUGAAUACUUCAAGUUAUUAGCUCAUUACAAUGAUAUUGACAUGUCUAAAUUUAAAAUUGUAAAUAAAGAGACAAACCACUUUUAUUUGAGCAAAAUUUUAGAGAACAUGGAUAAAUAUGACUAACCUGAGUUGUAUGAUUUUAUAGAUAUUGAAGAGUAUGGUUCUUCUAUUGACACUAUUCGUUAGGCUAUUAAAUUGGUUAAAAACGGCGGUAUGAUUUCUGCUAUGUUCACAGAUAUGUCUACUUUAUGUGGACCUAAUGUUAUAAAAUGUUACAGCAGUUAUAACAAGUUUAGAAUAAGACUUGCUUCUUUAAAUGAAAAUGCAAUCAGAAUUAUUUAUUCUACUAUUUUAGACAUAGCAACUUAGAAUAACUAUUCAAUAGAACCAGUUGUUUCUUUUUAGAGUGAUUUUUAUAUUAAGAUUUUCUUCAGAGUUCACCACAACGGAGUCGAAUCUCAAAAAGCCCUUGAGAAGUUGAGCUUGGUUUACUAAUGCAGUGAGUGCCCUAAUUAUCACGUUCAUACAAUAGCCAAAGUUUAAUAAAAUACUAUUGAAAAUGUUUAAAACGGAACCUUGAAGCUCGAGUCUUCAAUGGACUUAAAAUUGAAUGAACUAAAAGUUCCAAGCAAUUGCAAUGUUUGCGAAUCUAGCUGGAUUCUGAAUGGUCCUCUAUGGAAUUAGCCAUUGCAUAAUUACAAAUUUGUAUAGAAUGUGCUUAGAAAUUUGUAAUCAACUGGAAGCGAAAAGGUGUUUAGCAAAAAUAAAAUUAUGCUCAUUCAGUCUCAUUUAAAGUUGACAGCUUAUUUAGAAGCAAUUCUUUAAGAGAAAGAAUUCGACAAGUUUAUUUUAGGCUACAAUUUGACUUUGAUCAAUGGCUUCUAUAAAGCAAAAACUUAUCCUACCACAAAUCACAUUAAGAGAGCUUUGGCUAGAGCUGGAUAUACAAUUAAUAGAUCAAUUUUUGAGAAAAAGAUUUACAAAACUAACGCCCCUUCUAAUGUAAUAUUUGAUACAAUGAGAGGAUGGAAAUGGGUGAGUGAUAAAUUUAAAGAAGGUCAAAGCAUGUAUCCAAAUUAAAAUUAAACCAAUUAAAAGCAGCCAGAAUAAGAAGACUAGAACAGUCCCUAUUCUAGAGCUAUGCGCAAACAAUAACAAUUUUACCCUAAAUUCUCCAAACUUAAUCACCUCGAAAUCGAAAAUAUAAAAAAUAAUAACAUCGACAUGGAUUACUUUUAAAAACCAUAAAAAACUGUGUUCUAUCCCAACCCUACUGAAAAUUGGGGACCAAAGAAACCCUUUUCUAUUGCUUACACUCACAAAUUCGAAAAGUAAAAAAUAAAAGAUGAAAAUUUAGAUGACAACUAGAUUUUUACUUAGAAUGAAAAUGACUCAAAUGAUAAUAGUAGCGGAGAAGAAAAAUGA